AUGAAGCCAAAAGCCACUACUAAAUCAAGAGCCACUGCUAAAUCGAUAGCCUCUAUUAAGGCAAAGGCAAUCAUCACCAAGACAAACGCUGCCACCAAGACAAAAGCUACCACCAAGACAAAAACUACUGCGAAAACAAAAGCCGUGAUCUAUGAUAGUGAUGGUGAAGUAGAUGAUGCAAUGGAAGAAGAGAUGGUGUCCCCUGGCGGUGAAGAACCUCUUUACACCCCAAUGGAGUCGUUUAACAUAUCCCGAAAAAGAAAGCUGUCUGUUGGCCAUUUCCGAAAUGGCGAUGCCUUUAUUGAUAUCAGAGAAUCGUAUCCGUGCAAGACGUCCAAGCGAUUUCGUCGAGGGAGAGGUAAUGAAAACGACAUGGCAUCUGUCCUGGAGAUUGAUAGUUUCCCAUAG
Mucor velutinosus is the source of this 408-nucleotide messenger RNA. RefSeq lists its product as uncharacterized. Lineage: Eukaryota; Fungi; Mucoromycota; Mucoromycetes; Mucorales; Mucoraceae. Bases 1 to 408 code for a protein of 135 amino acids. The transcript has 3 exons. The record is from RefSeq and is a predicted model, not a curated record.